CUUCUUUCUCUCGUUCUCUCUGCUGCUCUCUCUCUCUCUCUCUCCCUCUCUCCCUCUCUCCCCUCCCUCAUACACAGUUGCUGGACAGAUAGUGUUUCAGCUUCUCCUGAAGUAUAAGUUGUUACGUUUGCGAGGGCUUCCAAAUAUAGUUCAUGCAGAUUAGGCUUCCCAGAGUGCUCUGCUCUGUGAAGAGGUGGUUUCUGGGAACUAGGGGCAUUCUGUGUUGGCAGGAGCUGGAGUGAGGAGAAGGCGGCAGCGGUGGAGUGACAGGGGUCUCUUCAUUCCAGACCAGAGUCACUGGUGGCAGCAGUAUCGUCACCCAAACCCACCGCGCCGCUUUUCCAGCCCGCAACACUGUAGUGGCAGCGAGGCAGCUCGCCGCUGUCCAGCAACCAACAAGUGGCCGAGCGCACUGUCCCUGAGGAAGCCCCUCAGAAUCGGCCGCCUCACGAAAAAGAAUCCGAGAUGGCGAGCACGGGUGGCGGCAAGACCGAAUUCAUAGUCGGAGGGAACUACAAACUGCUGAGAAAGAUCGGGUGUGGCGCCUUUGGCGAAAUUUAUCUGGCAGUUAACCUCAGCAACGGCAAGCAGUUGGCCGUGAAGCUAGAGUUACAGAAGGCCAAGCACCCCAUGCUGCUGCACGAGAGCAUGCUCUAUACGAUUCUUCGGGGUGGCGUCGGCGUCCCCCGCAUACAGUGGUUCGGGCAGGAAAACGAGUACAAUGUGCUGGUCAUGGAUCUUCUGGGACCUAGCCUCGAAGAGCUCUUCAACUUUUGUUCCAGAAGGUUCUCCAUGAAAACUAUCCUGAUGUUGGCUGACCAGAUGAUCAGCAGAAUUGAGCAUGUGCAUAUGAAUGAUUUCGUACACAGAGACAUUAAGCCGGAAAACUUCCUCAUGGGCACUGGAUGUUACUGUCGAAAGUGCUUGGAAUCUCCACCGGGAAAGAGGAAAAGAAACAGGCUUCAGGGCUCAGCUGCCUCGUCACGAGAACAGUUAUACCUUAUUGAUUUUGGCUUGGCCAAAAAGUACAGAGACAGCGAUACAAAUGAACACAUUCCGUACAGAACGGACAAGAACUUCGCUGGCACCGCCCGAUACGCUAGCAUCAACGCACAGUGUGGCAUCGAGCAGAGCCGCCGAGAUGACCUGGAGGCCUUAGGCUACAUUCUGAUAUACUUUAAUAGAGGCAGCCUGCCGUGGCAAGGCGUAAAGGCUAUGGCAAGGAAACAAGGCCUUAAAAUGACUUGCGAAAAGAAGAUGGCCACGCCUGUUGAAGUUCUGUGUGAGGGCUUUCCUCAAGAGUUUGCCACCUACUUAAACUACUGCCGUGGGCUGCAGUUCGACGAGACACCCGAUUACACCUAUCUGAGGCAGCUAUUCCGCAACCUUUUCCAAAACCUGAACCACGAGUACGACAACACCUUUGAUUGGACAGUGUUAACGGAGGAAGAGGAGGAGGAGGAAGCAUCUUCCAAGAGGCAGGGGCAGUAGACCCAAACCCCCGCAGGCAAGCAACCUGUCCAAACCAAGAGUAACGAAGAAAAAGUUUCUAAGCAUGAAUUGUGCAGCAGAAGUAGAGCCGAUGAUCAGACCAGCAUUUGUUUCUCCCCUAUUCUAGAAAUUCUAGUUCACAUGUACACUAGCCAGUGGGUAUGUUGUGUAAAUCGCUUAAUUUCAUUAUAAACUGGUCCUGGGCCAUAUUGGUGAUGCUGCAUGCAUCCUAAGUUGUAGCCACUGUAAUUGUGAAUAUUAACUGAGAUAGUGAAACAUAGUGUCUGGUUUUCUAUUGCAUUUGCUCAAGUGGAAACAUUUACUAGAUGAUUGAUACACAUUGGCAGAGAAACUGUGCAUAUGCCAGGUUUUUUGUUGUUGUUGUUAAGAUCUUUUAUUUUAAACUAUAGUGCUUUGAAAUCUUAUUUUCAGAAAAAUGGCAUGAACAGUAUUCAGACACAGUUGUAAUGACCGUAAAUUCUCACAACUGUGGAUUCUCAGGGUUUUUCUACCCCUAAGGGUUGCAAGUUAUUCACUUAAAAGGUUCUUGUUUUUUUUGUUUGUUUGUUUGUUUGUUUGUUUUUUGACAGGCAGAGUGGACAGUGAGAGAGAGAGACAGAGAGAAAGGUCUUCCUUUUGCCGUUGGUUCACCCUCCAAUGGCCACCUCGGCCAGCGCGCUGUGGCUGGUGCACCACACUGAUCCGAUGGCAGGAGCCAGGUGCUUCUCCUGGUCUCCCAUGGGGUGCAGGGCCCAAGCACUUGGGCCAUCCUCCACUGCCUUCCCGGGCCACAGCAGAGAGCUGGCCUGGAAGAGGGGCAACCGGGACAGAAUCCGGUGCCCCGACCGGGACUAGACCCUGGUGUGCCGGCGCUGCAAGGCGGAGGAUUAGUCUAGUGAGCCGCGGCGCCAGCCCACUUAAAAGAUUCUAAGACAGUUGGCUUUUGUUUUGUUAAAUAUUUAUUUAUUCAUUUGAAAAACUUACAGAAAGAGAGAGAGAGAGAGAAAAAGAGAGGGAGGGAGAGAGAGGGAGAUCUUCCAUCCGCUGGUUCACUCCCCAGAUGGCUAUAAUGGCCAGCACCGGGCCAGGUAGAAACCAGGAGCCAGGAACUUCAUCCAGGUCUCCCAUGUAGGUGGCAGGGGCCCAAGGACUUUUUCCAGGUCAUUAACAGGAAACUGGAGCAGCUGGGACGCAAACCAGCACCUUUAUAGGAUGCCAGCAUCACAAGUGGUGGCUUUUACCUGCUAUGCCACAAUGCUGGCUCCAGAUUCAAGUGUUUGAGCAGAUGAAAGACUUUGCCUGCUUACCUGUGUUAGAAAUAACAUCCAUCUAUUUACACUUGAUUAUUGUUUAUAAUCCUUGCCUAUAGUACAACUUAACUAGGAUCUUUUCACUUUUACUUGUUGAUCUCUUCUUUUAGUGGAGCAUUAAGUCCUUGACUAUAAUAUUAAUUUAAAAUGUUAUCUCAGAAAUUAAGAAAGAAAGGGAGAGGAAGGUAGGGAGGUAGUAUAUUAUAUUAUUAGCAUUAUAUUAUUAGGAUUGUAUCUAUAAACCACAUGGAAUUUGUUACCUUUGUUUAGUAUUACAUUAACAUGAAAAACGUGUCAGAUAAAAAAAACCUUAGUGAUUAUCAGAUAACCAUUAGGAUUCUGCAUUAACUCGAUAAUUUUUUUGGUGUUUUAAAAAAAGCUUAUUUGUCACAGAAAUGUAGUUAAUGUUUUACAACUGACCAUGUAUAUAUGUUGCUUAAAUAAAUA
Messenger RNA from Oryctolagus cuniculus (rabbit), 3248 nucleotides. Its product is annotated as casein kinase I. Lineage: Eukaryota; Metazoa; Chordata; Mammalia; Lagomorpha; Leporidae. Gene Ontology annotation, molecular function: ATP binding; protein kinase activity. The record is from RefSeq and is a predicted model, not a curated record. Gene Ontology annotation, biological process: protein phosphorylation.